Messenger RNA from Trichechus manatus latirostris (Florida manatee), 3592 nucleotides. It is a transcript of the gene MACIR, whose product is annotated as macrophage immunometabolism regulator. Lineage: Eukaryota; Metazoa; Chordata; Mammalia; Sirenia; Trichechidae. The coding region runs from base 1878 to 2501 and encodes 207 amino acids. The record is from RefSeq and is a predicted model, not a curated record. Gene Ontology annotation, biological process: negative regulation of fibroblast migration; negative regulation of cytokine production involved in inflammatory response. The transcript has 3 exons.
UGCUCCUUGGAAACCCUAUGGGGCAGUCCUGCUCUGUCCUGUAGGGUCGUUACGAGUUGGAAUUGACUCAAUGGCAACGGGGUUGGGUUUUUGGAUACAUUAAGUAAAAUAUUAGUUAAUAGAUUAUUAGAUAACAGUUUUGUUAUAUUACCAUUUUAUGUUAAAACCAGAGGCUUUAUGGGUGAGAGUAGAACUAAAUCUUAAUUAAAAUGUAGGCCUCUUGAUAACCCAAUUUGAAAAUAGUUUGUGGCAAAAGAAAUGAAAGGGGGCAUGUCUUGUUAUAUAAAUCUAAAGUCAUUCCAAAGGUUGAUAACAUGUAGUUUCUCGGAGUGCCUGUUCUUGGUGCAUUAGCUCUUGCAGGUUGCUCAAGGAGCUGAGGAAACAAAUAACUAUAAUUCAGUAAUUAUCCAAUUUCCUUUGAAUAAAGCUCUUCUGUACUGGCAAGGAAAGUAAAUCCAGUGACACACUCUUUGCCUUUUCCCGUGUUUUUUUUUGUAUUCUGUUUGAGAAUGUGUUAUACUGUUGCCAUUUUUUUCAGACCCUGAGUACCUGUUUAGGUAAAAUGAAUCCCCUUAGCUCUGUUGAGCCUCUUCUCCCAAAGUUGAACACAACAACCGCAGAAACUCACCAGCCAAAGAAAGUCAUUUACAGGUGGAAAAGGACUUUGGGGAGUUUUCUUGAUCUCAACAAAUUAACUCCAUUAACUGGGGAGGUAGAAGAUCAAGAUAGGUUCUCUUACACUUUAAAUCCCCAGGUAAGAUGGGGAAGGCACAGGUGAGAUGUUGGGAACCUUAAGCCAUGGGGUAACUACAAAGAAGUGGUUGUUUUUGUUUUGUUUCUUUGUGUUUUCCUUUCUUCCUUGGUAGUUCUGGCUCUUUAACAUUUUCCAAGAGCCUUCCAAUCAUUUGCUUCACAGCAGUCUUAUGAAGAAUUUUUAUUGUUGUUAUGACUAAAUGAGUAGACACCAAAAAAUUGCCUAUUAGUAACAUGACACAUCUGUUACAGGCUUUGCAACGUGUAAAGCUCUUUCACCUUCCUCAUCUCAUGUGAUCCACAUGACAAAUGUAUGAGGGAGGAAGGCAGUAUCAUUAUCCUCAUUUUAAAGAUUGUUAUUUACGUAAGGUCAAGAGUCAGAAUUCUUGGCAAGGCCAGGGCUAGGACCUGUUCUUUUGACCCCACCCUCAGAAUUUUUUUUUUUUCAUAGGAUACUGUGAAACUACUGAAUACACACAUAAACUAGUAUAGUGAAAUCAACAUUUAUACCCUGAGUUUUUAUUGUCUCUUUAGUCCAGAGUUUAUGCCGCAGAAUACAGAUGAACUAGCAUGCUAAAAUGUUUGAGGUUUCCUUUAGCUGAACAAACUCAAAAUUACUUUAAUUGAAUUAUUAUUAUAUCCUAUAUACCUGGAGCCCUGGUGGUACAGUGGUUAAGAGCUCCAGCUGCUUACCCAAAGGUCGGCAGUUCAAAUCCACCAGCUGCUCCUUGAAAACCCUGUGUGGCAGCUUUGCUCUGUCCUGUAGGGUCGCGGAGAGUCGGAAUUGACUUGAUGGCAAUGGGGUUUUUUUUUUCCCCCCCCUAAUAUGCCUGUUAGUACCUUCUGCUAGUUUCAUCCUGUUUUGCAGUUAGAAUUGAUUUAAUUGCUUGAUAAGUUGUUUUAUUUGUUAAAUUAAAGGUUUAUUUUUAUAUUUCAUGUUUAGUAUCUGGAGUAGAGCAGAAAAUUUAUUAUGCCUGUGUUCCCUUGGGACUCAUUGGAAAUUGUACACUGACAUCUUCUGGGAUUUAGUCUGAAUGAAGUGUCAGAGAAACAGUCCCUGCCUGUAGCUGCUUAUCAGGCUAUGUAGGGUGGAAGCCUUGGGAGUGUGCAGACUGGUGCCUAAAAUGGAAGUAGAUAUUAAUGGAGAGUCCAGAAGUACCCUGGCCACCCUGCCAUUACCCGUGGGCGAGGCCAACUCCCCGGGAAAGGCAGAGGCAGAGAAGCCCCGCUGCUCCAGCACACCAUGCUCACCGAUGCGUCGGACUGUGUCAGGCUACCAGAUCCUCCACAUGGACUCUAACUAUUUGGUUGGCUUCACAACUGGUGAGGAACUCCUGAAGUUAGCCCAGAAGUGCACUGGAGGUGAAGAGAGUAAGGGAGAAGCCAUGCCUUCCUUGCGUUCCAAACAGCUAGAUGCAGGACUCGCGCGUUCCUCUCGUUUGUAUAAAACCAGAAGUAGGUACUACCAGCCAUAUGAGAUUCCAGCUGUUAAUGGCAGGAGGCGAAGGCGGAUGCCCAGCUCAGGAGACAAGUGCACUAAAUCUUUACCUUACGAACCUUAUAAAGCCCUCCAUGGGCCUCUGCCUCUUUGUCUUCUUAAAGGUAAGAGGGCACACUCCAAAUCCCUGGACUACCUCAAUCUAGAUAAAAUGAACAUCAAGGAGCCAGCUGACACAGAAGUGCUACAGUACCAGCUUCAACACCUAACCCUCAGAGGGGACCGUGUGUUUGCUAGGAAUAAUACAUGAAUAACUUGCAGAGAGUUUAAACCAGUUUAGGUUAGCCUACACUUGGCUAGAAAAAUCCACUGCUGUACUCUGUACAUGACUCUUCACAUUAUAGAUGGUUAUAUCAGCUAAGUGUUCCUGGAACAUAAAAAUUGUCUGAAUCAAAUUUUGAAUACAGGAAUGAAAACACAGAUACUUGGGAAAAUCAUUCUAGACCACGCAACUGCAAAGAAAACAGAAUGUUGACCAUUGGUUUGUAUAGCUCUUUAGCUAGGAAAAAAGGCUUUGGUACAGUAAUACCAUCUUUACGGUUUUGACACUCAGAUUGGGAAUGUUAACUGCUUGAUUGUUACUGACUUGGUAUGAUUCAUUAGAAAUUUAUAUCUUAAGUACUCGAGUACUACUUUAAUCUCUGUAUUUUACUAUAAAAUGUAUGUAAUGAUUUGUUUAAUGAAAUUGAGAACUUGAACAUUGCUGAAUUGGACCACUUUUUAUUUUUAAAUAUUGAGUUUAAAUAUUUUAUAACUGGUUUUGCACUGAAAAAAUAAUCAACCUUUCAGAUUGACAAGAGAAUAAUCUUUCUUCACUUGCCUCAGUAAUAUUAUUGAGCAAUGAAUUUUUUUAUUUCCGCAUGGAAAGUUAUGGAUCUUCUCUAUGGUUGUAAAAUAUUUCUUUAUAGUGUUAUUAAAGUGUAUCUUAAUAAAAUUAAAUUUGGGAUACAAAGUAUUUAUUUUACAAUGAGUGGGGGGAAGCUUUUCCAGAAAGUUUCCAAUAUGAAGUUUUCAUAAGUUGAAAAAGUUUCCUUAGUGCUUAUUUUCUAAUUUAAAAUUCAUCUGGAACUUUAAUAUGGAAAGGAUUCUUUUAAUUGUGGAUUAUAGGCAUAAUACUGUUUGCAUCUGAAUGUUCUGUAAGUGAAUGGAACGUUAAUAGAUGAACUUAUGACUUCUAUCGAAUGCUUAAACUAAGUAUGAAAUGAUACCAUUCAGCAUGACAUUGGGUCAUUCCAGUUUUAGUUCUGUGCAGCACAAACACCCAUUGAAAUUCCAGUUUCUAGGAUUAGUGUAGGAGCCUAAAGUGCUCCUGCAGUUUUAAUGGGUUAAUCCUGGAUUACU